AUGAAUCUGGAAAUGAACAUCCUCAUGAUGGCCAUUCUUGUUGAUGCAGCAACACCAUUUCCUCAUCCUGGCUUUUAUGGGGGAAGCUCUAGUAAUGCUCCUUUUGGGGUUGAUGGUGGUAUUAAUAUGGAACCUAAUUUGAACCCCUUUGAGCGAAGGAGAAUGGUUAACGUGAAUGCUUUUGACAACCAUAACAUGGUUCUCCCUGAUCAUCCUUCACCAUUUGGAAACUAUAGUCGUGUUGAGGGAUUUGUCCCUGGAUUCAACCAUAACAUGGCUCUCCCCAGUCAUCCUAAUCCGAGUGAAUCGGGAAAUGAACAUCCUAAUGAUGGCAAUCCUCCUCAGCCUAGAUCCGACUAA
Brassica napus (rape) is the source of this 360-nucleotide messenger RNA. RefSeq names its product agamous-like MADS-box protein AGL62. The record is from RefSeq and is a predicted model, not a curated record. The coding region runs from base 1 to 360 and encodes 119 amino acids. Lineage: Eukaryota; Viridiplantae; Streptophyta; Magnoliopsida; Brassicales; Brassicaceae. The transcript is spliced from 2 exons.